This is a messenger RNA of Macrosteles quadrilineatus (aster leafhopper), 1609 nucleotides long. RefSeq names its product UDP-glucosyltransferase 2-like. The transcript has 3 exons. NCBI's taxonomy places the organism in Eukaryota, Metazoa, Arthropoda, Insecta, Hemiptera, Cicadellidae. The record is from RefSeq and is a predicted model, not a curated record. Gene Ontology annotation, molecular function: UDP-glycosyltransferase activity. Bases 99 to 821 code for a protein of 240 amino acids.
CCAAUAUAUUAUUCGUCCACUGAUUUAGACUAUUCUAGGACGUUAAAAAGGGUAAAUCUCACAACAGGCUCACUAUUACCAAGGAUAUUCAAGAGUUCAUGGACAACGCGACAGCUGGAGUCAUCCUGUUCGCUCUUGGAAGUGUCAUUCCUGAUGAAACGAAACCUACAAAAUACUUCACUGGCAUUGCCAACACCUUCAGGAAGCGGCCUCAGAGAGUAAUAUGGAAGACAAGGAUGGAGAAAAUUGAUAAUCUACCAGAAAACGUGAUGCUGGUGAAAUGGAUGCCUCAGAGCGACAUUUUGGCUCACCCUAACUGCGUGUUGUUCAUCACCCACGGAGGCGCUGCCAGCUUCUAUGAGACUAUACACUCCGGAGUGCCCGUGGUCGGCAUCCCUCACUUCGCCGACCAACACCGCAACGUCGCCUACUACGUGGCCAAGGAGGUCGGGGUCAGGCUCCUCCCUGAUCAGGUGUCCGAGACCACACUUACCACCGCUAUACGAACUGUACUUGGCAACACAAAAUAUCGAGAUAACAUGAGAAGGCUGUCUCGUAUACUCCAAGAUACCCCAAUGUCAUCGAAGCAAGCCGUCGUCUUCUGGACCAACUACGUACUACGUCAUCAAGGGGCUGCCCACCUCAAGCCAGCGACAGCUAAAAUGUCUUGGUACCAGCGAACUCUACUUGAUGUCAUGGUGGUUAUUGUUUGUUUGUUUAUAGUUAUUCUGGUUAUGUUUUAUGUUUGUUUGAGGGGUGUGCUUCAUUUAUAUCGAAGACGGAGUAUUUUAGAAGUGUUUAAAGAAAAGAAAUAUGUUUAGUACUUUCGUUUGCCACAACUCACAACUCGCUGUACCGGAUUUGUAGUGAGAUUCUGUAAAAUAAUUUGACACUGAUGUACAGUACAGUGAAGUGAUUGUCAAUUAGGUAAAGUAAGAGCCUAGUGCCAUGACAAUAGUGUAAAAGUUUGUUCAGUACUUACGGAAAAAGAUGAAUGUGAAAGAAGGCAAGGCAAUAUAAAUGAAUCAAUUGAUCAAUUUAUUGAGAUAGGGACGCCACCUAGGUGCGUGUUUAACCCAAAUAUGAGUGAAUGAUGAGUGUAAAAUGGCGUGUAAUGAUCUGUGUAGCUUUGUUCCUGACUAAGAUCAGCUGUUUAAUCAGUUAGUAUCAUUAUUUAAAGCCCAAUGAACACAAGGAACAGCUGGGCCCAGUUUCGAACCAUCAAAAAGCUACUGACUUUUCUCAGGAUCGAACCAGCGACCUUUUAAUUGUUUGGUGAGCAUAAAUGCAAUGGCGAGUGAAAAUAAAACUAAUAGUAGGAAGUUUUGUGUGGACAGGAAGCAAACGGGAAACUGUUAAUUAAUAGGAAGAAGGACUGAUAGUCGAAAAACUUAGAAUUGUGAUUUACAAAGUAAGUUACAGGUAAAUAAUAAAAUCACUUGGACUAGUCUUAAGGAUCAAAUAAAAAUAUAAUGGGGAAAAUAAUAAAUUUAGCAUAUUUCACUAAUGAAACCUCAUGUGUGUGUUAUAUUUAAUCUUGAUGUAUUACUUGUUUGUCUUUUAGCUAAAUAAAUCCCCUAACAGUUAAACAACGACUUCCAUUUCUUAU